Molecule: messenger RNA, 1216 nt
Organism: Capsaspora owczarzaki ATCC 30864
Lineage: Eukaryota; Filasterea; Ministeriida; Capsasporidae
Product: peroxisomal glycolate oxidase
Exons: 6
Coding region: 7-1140 (377 amino acids)
Molecular function (GO): FMN binding; oxidoreductase activity
Source: RefSeq, a predicted model, not a curated record
UUGAAAAUGGCUCACAGCCAGAUCGUCACCUGCAUUGACGAGCUCGAGCAGCACGCGCGCACGCACCUUCCGAAGAACGCCUUCGACUACUACUCGUCUGGCGCCAACGACCAGCGCACACUGGCUGAAAACCGCGCGGCGUUCUACCGGCUGCGAUUCCUGCCUCGGAUUCUGCGCGACGUGUCGCAAGUGGACCUCGGCGUCUCGCUGCUCAACGGCACCCAGACGCUCGCCUCGCCCAUCUGCAUUGCUCCGACUGCGAUGCAGCGCAUGGCUCAUCCCGACGGCGAGAUUGCCACUGCUCGAGCCGCUGCUGCUUCAGAGUCGCUCAUGAUUUUGAGCUCCUGGUCGACGACGUCCAUUGAGGACGUGGCCGCUGCGAACGGAAAUGCCGGUGCGCGCUGGUUUCAGCUCUAUGUCUACCGAGACCGUGCAGUCACCGCCCAGCUCGUCAAGCGCGCCGAGCAGUCUGGAUACACUGCACUGGUGCUGACCGUCGAUACGCCAAUUCUUGGGCGCCGCGAAGCGGAUAUCCGGAAUGGAUUCCGCCUCCCUCCACACCUCCGUCUCGCCAAUUUUAGCGAGACUGACAGCAAGGCUACGGGAGUGUCGAUCACUGACAAGAAGGAUUCCGGGCUCGCUGCCUACGUCGCGGCGCAGAUUGAUCAGACUCUGACAUGGAAGGAUGUCAAGUGGCUGCAAUCCAUCACCAAGCUCCCAAUCAUUCUCAAGGGCGUCUUGUCACCAGAAGACGCGACUCUUGCAGUCGAUCACGGCGUGCAAGGCAUUCUGGUCUCCAAUCACGGAGCACGGCAGCUGGAUGGAGUGCCAGCAACCAUUGAGGCGCUCCCUGGCAUUGUCGCUGCCGUGGGCUCCCGCUGUGACGUUUAUCUGGACGGCGGCGUUCGACGUGGCACUGACGUGCUGAUGGCUCUGGCUCUGGGCGCAAAGGCAGUGUUUGUUGGCCGGCCAGUGUUGUGGGGCUUGGCGUACAAGGGCGAGGAAGGUGUGCAGAUCGCCCUGACGCUUUUGCAACAAGAACUCAAGCUCGCAAUGCAGCUGGCGGGGUGCUCAAAACUUGCCGACCUCACACCUUCCCUAGUCGUGAGUGCGUCUACUUACACUCAUGCCAAGUUGUAGCCUGGAUAAUUGCAGCAUGGAUGGUGGUGUUCGGAGUCAGAAUUCCCGAAAUACAAUCGAUAUUGAAAAGACAAAA